Molecule: messenger RNA, 504 nt
Organism: Caenorhabditis remanei
Lineage: Eukaryota; Metazoa; Nematoda; Chromadorea; Rhabditida; Rhabditidae
Exons: 2
Coding region: 1-504 (167 amino acids)
Source: RefSeq, a predicted model, not a curated record
AUGCCUCUCCCUCUCUCUUAUCCUGGCCUUAAAUGCGUUUUGGAGAACUUGGAGGCAGUUAAGCGUGUCCAUAUAGUUGGACGUUCUCCAGGCCUUCAAAAAAUAGAUAAACUGAUUCCACUACGUUUGAAGGCUUUCUAUAUUAUGAGGGACCAAAUGACUAUCAACAAUUGGAUAAUUCUAUAUUAUGAAAACUAUGAAGUGAAAUUCUGUUCGGUCUUUGCCAAUCGCAAAACAAUCAGCCGGGAGGGAUCUAAGAGUCUCAAAGACAAAAUGAAGAAAUUGGUCAACUUUUAUUUCUGUGAGAGGAGAGUAAUCCAUGUGGACAAGUUGUGUUGGCUUGACGAUUUGUUCACCGAUUUCUUGCCGGUCGAUAUGAAAUUCAGAGUAAAUUCUUUGAAUGCACCCCAUCAGUUCGAUGCUGCAAUUCCUUUUAUUGACACUCGUAGUUUUCCUCUACAAAUUCUGGACAUUUCGGCUCUUGUCGGUUAUUUUGGUCCUUAG